AUGGUGGCGCCCAACCGGAGGCGUGGCAGAGGCUUGAAGAAGACAGUCAUCCACCGGAUCGUGCAUGAGGAUGCCCGACACUUUUGCUUCUCCAAGGGUCGCAUGGGGUUCUUCAACAAGGCCUGCGAUAUGGUGGUCCUCACUGGCGCACAGGUCGCCACUCUCGCCUUCUCGCCCGGUGGCAACUCCUUCUCCUUCGGCCACCCCUCCGUCGACACUGUCGUGGAAUGCCUCCUGGUGGUGGAGGGUGCGGGUGUUGGCGCGAGGGAGGAGGGCGCUGCCGGCGAAGAUCAAAAGCUGGAGAAGCUGCACCAGGAGUUCGACGAUUGCGCAUGGAGUUCGUGGAGGUGA
Molecule: messenger RNA, 351 nt
Organism: Aegilops tauschii subsp. strangulata
Lineage: Eukaryota; Viridiplantae; Streptophyta; Magnoliopsida; Poales; Poaceae
Product: agamous-like MADS-box protein AGL62
Biological process (GO): regulation of transcription by RNA polymerase II
Molecular function (GO): RNA polymerase II cis-regulatory region sequence-specific DNA binding; protein dimerization activity; DNA-binding transcription factor activity, RNA polymerase II-specific
Source: RefSeq, a predicted model, not a curated record